UCGCGGAGCGGAGGCACCCAACGAACGCUCCAGUAAUUGGCCCAGGCUCGAGACCAGAACUGGAUAUUAACUGUCCAUAUCCGGCGGUGUCCGGAGCUAGGUGGCCGAACUGCAGUCCAGGAGACGGCGCGGAUGUAGGCAAAGCCUCCCACCCACCGGCAAUGUGUCGACUGAGGGUCCUGCUGCUGCUGCUCCCCUUGGCCUUCGUGUCCUCCUCUGCUGUCCCGAUCCAUGAUGACUCUCAGCAGAACCCCUCUGGGUUUCUGGGCCUUCAGAGUCUUCUCCAAAGCUUCAGUCGACUGUUCCUAAAAAAUGACCUGCUACGAGACCUGGACAACUUCUUCUCCUCCCCCAUGGACUUCCGAGACCUUCCUAGGAACUUCCAUCAGGAAGAGAACCAGGAACACAGAAUGGGGAACCAGACGCUCUCCAGCCACCUACAGAUAGACAAGGUGACUGACAACCAGACAGGAGAAGUGCUCAUCUCUGAGAAAGUGGAAGCCUCCAUUGAGCCAGAAGGGAACCCGGAAGGUGACUGGAAGGUUCCCAAAGUGGAGGCGAAAGAGCCCCUGGUGCCUGUGCAGAAGGUCACCGACAGCUUGCACCCAGAGCCCCCGAGGGUGGCUUUCUGGAUCAUGAAGAUGCCAAGGCGGAGGACCCAGCCAGAUGUCCAGGAUGGAAGCCGCUGGCUCAUAGAAAAGCAGCAUCGCAUGCAGGCCAUCCGGGAUGGGCUCCGUGGAGGCGCCCGUGAGGACAACCUGGAGGAAGGGGUCCGUGUCCCCCAACACGCCAAGCUGCCUAUCCGAAAGACACACUUUCUCUACAUCCUCAGGCCAUCCCAGCAGCUGUAAGGCGGGGGCCAAAUGUCCCUGCAUGUCCCACACCCUACCCCAACACCAUAUGGAAAUAAAGGUUUUCUUACAUCUA
Messenger RNA from Mastomys coucha (southern multimammate mouse), 927 nucleotides. It is a transcript of the gene Dkkl1, whose product is annotated as dickkopf like acrosomal protein 1. Gene Ontology annotation, biological process: negative regulation of canonical Wnt signaling pathway. Lineage: Eukaryota; Metazoa; Chordata; Mammalia; Rodentia; Muridae. The record is from RefSeq and is a predicted model, not a curated record. The transcript has 5 exons. Bases 162 to 851 code for a protein of 229 amino acids. Gene Ontology annotation, molecular function: receptor antagonist activity; co-receptor binding.